CGAGACUUCCGCUCUUCUCGUCCAGUCUGUCAUGGCGCCUUAGGGACACUGUUAUUGUUCCAGUUUGCUGGUUGUUUGGAGAACUGACGCAAAGUACGAAGCCCGUGGCGGACGUGCGGGCAUGAGAGGACCCUCCGGAGAUAAUGUUAAGGUCCACCGGCUUCUUCCGAGGGAUUGACUGUCCGUUUUACGCCGACUACGGCGACGGCAAAGGCGGCAGGAAUGGGUGUAACAGACCGUACUGUCACUUCAGGCACAGCCGGCAGAGUCGGCCGUCCUACGGGGACGUCAAAAAGCUGCAGUCCGGACAAAAAGAUCAAGGCUACGAUCCCUUCAAACCAGAGGUAGUGAGACCACAGGAGCAGCAGAAUGGAAAGCCUGCUCCUUCAGGAGACAUCAGCGGCGCGUUGGAGAUGGUCAACAAAGCCAUCGAGGAGGUCCGCAGCGAGGUGGAGCGAGAACAGCGGAAGCUCUCUCGCAUCGGGGACGAACCUUACAGUCCCACGGAGAAGACCGGUCUGUCUUCAUCUAACGCUGUUAAAAGCCAAGCAGCGGCCUCGCACCUGGCUUACGAUCCCGGGAGCUAUCAGAUCACAUCAAGGGGAUACAAUCCCACCCCGGGCUGCAGCAAGUACACCUUGGAUUCAGACAGUCAGGGGUGCAACAACAGCUCCAUGGAAUAUGUUCCCACUUCAGUGAAAAAAACCCAGCCCCGGACGCAGCUCCCCUCUCCUCCCCAGAGCCCCAAAUAUUUGAACAGUACAUCCUCUGCAAAGUGCAAAUACACUCUGGACAACUCUAAACCGUCUACAGACAUGGAGUACGACCCUAUGUCCAACUACACUGCUGGCAUCGCAGUGAAAAACACAAGAAACGAGGGCUCCCAUCCAGUUAGGACUGAUUAUAAGAAGGCCCAUCGGCUAACAGGGGCAGGUUUUUCAGACGAGUGUGUCGCAGCUGGAAAAAAGCCACAGCAGGCGAGUAUAGACUUAAAAAAAUACACAAUCUCCGACUCGGAUGAGGAGAGUUCGGGAACUGAGUAUCGACCCACCUCGCUUAGCAGUCUCCAGCAAAGGAAGGCCAACGUUGCGUCGGCUAGGGACGCUCUGGGGAAAGAGACAAAGGACAGGAGUAAAAGCAUAAAGGGUACACUUACACAGAGGAACAAGGAGGAGAUCGCACAGGACUCUGACACACAAGAAAACACCAAACAAAAGGAGAAAGCGGCAAAAAAGAAGGCAGGAGAUCAAAGUGGUUCGAGUAAAAUCGGCAAACCAGAGAAAAUGCAAAGCGUUGAUAAAGAAGCGAAGAAAUCUGGUGUUAAAAGUAGCAGCAGCAGCAGCAGCACAAAAGACAACGGACCAGUUAAGAACCCCAAACAAGACUGGGCAAAGAAAGAGAACAAGGGUCAGGGCAAGAAAGACGACGGGAGGAACGCAAUAAAGGCGAAGGCAUCAGAUAAAGUCCGGAGGGAAGGCAGGGACGAAAAGCGAUGUGACAGUAAGAAUAAGACGGCGGAAAAAGCAAAGAGAGACUUGAGUCAACAAGACAGAGACGCUCGAGAAAGCAAAAAACUGAGACCAUCGGAGAAAGAAAAAGACCAAAGCAAGCAUAAAGACAGCCAACAGCGCAACGGUAAACUUGACAGCAGUAGAAAGCAAAAAGACGUGAAGAAAAGCCGAAGCGGCUCCAGUAGCUCGGCUAAAGUGAAGCAGAACGCCGGCUCGGCAAAAAAGAAACCCGAAGACAAAAGUCUGAGCCUAAGCCACGCAGAUCUGUUCGGAGACGAGAGCCCCGAGGAGGCCGAGGCGAUGGACUGCGACGACGAGGCGGAGGAAGUCCUGGUGAGGAAGUCGGCCGACGCGUUAAAGAGGGCACGCCUGAGCAAGAGGAAGGCGUCGGAGCGCACGCCGUCUUCCUCAGAGGAUGAAGCCGACCAGGACCCGGGACCCGGCGGGACGAGCUGGGAGGAGCCUGCCGACGUCAGGGUCGACUUUUCCAUGUUUCAGGAUGAUCUGGACUUUGAGUCGGACCCGAUGGAAGAGUGUCUGCGCAUCUUUAACGAGUCCAACGACGUGAAGAAGGAGGACAAGGGCAGGCAAGCAAAGCAGGCUUCUAGAGAUUCAGAGGAGGACAAAAGCUCAGAAGGCAAUUCAACCACCAUCUACCCCGGCCAAAAGAAGAGAGUGUCCCAUUUCGGUGCCAAAGGAGAUACUGACGCACCUUCGAAGACGGUGGUCCGGCCGUACAAGCGGCCCACGCCUCAGGAGGUCUGCUUCAAGCGAAUGCAGCUGGCACAGCAGCAAGCCGCUCAGCUUUCUGCUUCGGCCAAAGCCGCCUCGCAGAGCUCAGCCUCCAGCCUUCCCGGAGAAAAGAAGAGAAUCGCUCACCGGCCCAAUCCGCAGACGGCGACGUCCUCAAAGACAAGUCCAGCGCAUGGAAAAGCAGCUGCUAGUGAGAACCCGCAGGGGGUGAAGAGCCAAACCACGGCUGGCAUUCUCUCCAAGACUUCGUCGACGGCCGUGCAGAAGAGGACGGCACACACACCCAGCAUGAAGAGCACCACCAUGAAGCGUCCCAUCAUCCCCUCCGAGUUCGGGGCGAAGGUUCCCACCAACAUCCGCCAGCGCUACCUCAACACGUUCAUAGACGAAUGUGUCAAGUUCUGCCCGACGGAGGAGGCAGCGUUUCAGAUGGCCCUGGUUGAGGAGAAGCUGGUGUACGAGCGCAGUAGCAGCAAAAACAUCUACCUCAACGUUGCUGUCAACGCGCUGACGAAGCUUCGGAGCAAAAGCGGCUCGUGUUCGUCGCCUGUCUACAAGGAGCCUGGGGUUGCACCUAAAAGGAAGGCCCAGUCCCACGAGGAGGUUCUGGGAGGCCGUCUUGCAGCAACAACCAGCUUCACUAUCAACAGGUCGGGUAAACAGCAGGAGGAGAAACUCUCUGGAGCCAACCUGUACAGGAAGCUGAAGGCGUACCUGAUGACGGAGGAACAGCUGCAGGAGCACGGAUACCCGAGGCCCAACCCUGAGGCCUCUGGCAAGGCCGUCAUUUUUAACCAACCAGAGAAAAAGGUCACCCCGGACCCGUUCAACAAGAUAUGCUGUCGCUGCGGUGCCGAGUAUAAGAUCAACGUCAACGGCAGCUGCAUCCGGAAAGAGGAAUGUAGCUUUCACUGGGGGCGUUUACGCCGGCACAAAGUCGCCGGAGGCUGGGAGACGACGUACAGCUGCUGCGCGGCUGCUGUGGGAGCUCCUGGAUGCCAAAUAGCGAAGCAACACGUUCAGGACGGCCGUAAGGAGUCACUAGACGGCUUUGUGUCGACAUUCAGCAAGCAGCUGCCGCCGGACGGAAACGCGGGAGUUUUUGCUUUGGACUGUGAGAUGUGUUACACAAAGCAAGGCCUGGAGCUGACCAGGGUGACGGUCAUCAACUCUGAGAUGAAGGUGAUCUACGACACCUUUGUGAAGCCCGAAAGCAAAGUGGUGGACUACAACACGCGAUUCUCAGGCGUCACCGAGGAGGACCUGGUCAACGCCACCAUCACUCUGAGAGACGUCCAGGCCGUGCUGCUCAACAUGUUCGGGGCCGAAUCCAUCCUCAUCGGACACAGUCUGGAGAGCGACCUGCUCGCGCUCAAGCUCAUCCACAGUUCAGUCGUAGACACGGCCAUCGUGUUCCCUCACCGCCUCGGCCUGCCGUAUAAACGUGCCUUGAAGAACCUGAUGGCUGAUCACCUCAAACGCAUCAUCCAGGACAACGUGGAGGGCCACGACUCCAGCGAGGAUGCGUCCGCCUGCAUGGAGCUGAUGAUCUGGAAGAUUAAAGAAGAUUCAAAGGUCAAGAGAUGACGGCUGACCCUCCCACUCUGCGUUCAUCAGUAUGACCUCCGGCCUCGGUGUCGGUCGCAGACCGACUGGCGGAGGUGGACUGUUGCUCUUAGAGAGGUGAGGGAGCUUUAUUUUGGCACAGGCGGCUGUUGGAGAGGAGAUCAGCGAUGUACACCGAACCUCGCAACCAUCAAAGCAAUAGGAACCCGAAUUAACACGACUUUCUCUCUAUUAUUGAUACUUUAGAUUUAAAGUAAGUUACCUGGAAAGUAUUUUUGUUUAUCCGAGCAGUGUAUCGUUAAGGCCUCCAACCUGAUGAAUAUAAACUCUCUAUGGAAGAACUCGAAAACCAGGGGCAUCGUUUGAAC
Fundulus heteroclitus (mummichog) is the source of this 4198-nucleotide messenger RNA. RefSeq names its product REX1, RNA exonuclease 1 homolog (gene rexo1). The coding region runs from base 144 to 3851 and encodes 1235 amino acids. Gene Ontology annotation, molecular function: exonuclease activity; nucleic acid binding. Lineage: Eukaryota; Metazoa; Chordata; Actinopteri; Cyprinodontiformes; Fundulidae. The transcript has 16 exons. Gene Ontology annotation, cellular component: nucleus. The record is from RefSeq and is a predicted model, not a curated record.